AUGAGAUGUCAUGCGAGCAGGUGUCUACAUACCCAUGUAGUGUAUCUCUGGGUAAACUAGUGCGUCUAGCAAUCUCGCAUGUUCAUUGGUUUUAGCUACCAAAUCUAGUCAGAAUCUCAUUGGACAAUGGAUUUCGCGGCAUUUCUGUAGGGCGCAUGCGUUCUAUACUGUCAACUUUCCAGCGCGCGGAAUUGUUCAGGAAGGGGAAUAGUUGUGAAUACUUUUUACACGUUUUAUUGUCUUGCCACCUGUUUAAACAUUAUUUUAUCAUAUAACGUAAGGUAACGGCACCAUGUGGAACCAAGGUGGAUCAUACGGUGAAUCAAACAUGGGUGGUGGAUACACUCAGUCUCCGGGAGGAUUCGCAUCACCUGCUGCCUCCCAGGGAGGAGAGAAGAAAGGGAGACAACGUGCCCAACAUAUUGUCCCCUGCACAGUGUCCCAGCUCAUGUCUGCUGCCCAAGCAGAGGAUGUCUUCAGAGUGGGAGAGAUAGAGGUUGCCCAGGUUACCAUUGUGGGCAUCAUCAGAACCACUGACAAAUCCAUGACCAACAUCCAGUACAAAGUCGAUGACAUGACAGGGGCCCCUAUGGACGUGAAGCAGUGGGUAGAUACGGAGGAUCCCAGUGUGGACAGCACUGUCAUCCCCCCAGGCACUUACGUCAAGGUCUCUGGCAAUUUGCGCUCCUUCCAGGUGACGUCAUCAUCCCCACACAACUACAUACCUUUAUCUAACCACAGGUCCAUGGUAGCAUUCAGCGUCCGGCCCCUUGACGACAUGAACGAGAUCACCUCCCACAUGCUGGAGGUGGUGCAGGCACACGUGCUGCUCAGCAAACCACAGACGAUUAUGAUGGGCGGAGGAGGGGGAAUGAACACUAGCAUGGUGCCCUUGUCGCGGCCGGGAGUGGGUGGCAACAUGGGAGGUGGAUACUCGGGUGCCAACGACAUGUCCGCUAACGGCCUGAGCCCAAGCCAGAACCAGGUGCUGAGCUUGAUAAGGAGCUGUCCAGACGCGCAGGGUAUCAGCACACAGGACUUGAAGCAGAGACUCAGCGGCAUGAGCUUGGCUGUCAUCAAGCAUGCAGUGGAGUUCCUCAGCAACGAAGGACACAUCUUCUCCACCAUCGACGAGGAUCAUUUCAAGUCUACAGACAAUGACGACUAAAGCAUCUCUCCAUUCCCUGUUAGCGCUAAGAACAUGAUCAUAGUCUUGGGUCCAUUCUCAACACACUGUGGGCUAUGAGCGGACGAUUGUAUUUAAGAAUAACACCCAAAGUCCUCUUAGAAUUUUAAGAUCUCAACACUGAAAAUAGAACCUGUAGUCAUUCAUGGAAGCAUGAUUCAUACUGAGGAUCAUCAUGGGAUGUCUAUAUAAUCCUGAGGGUUUCUGCGAAAUUAGGCCUUGGUUUGACUGACAUGGUGGCCAGUGUUCACAUAUCCUGUUUCAACUUCCGUUAAUGAUAUUACAGUAAGAGUGGGCGCAUCAUAGGCCAAUGGUUUUUCUCACAAUGAAUGCAAUCUGUGACUACCAGUUCCUCAAUCAUUGGUCUUGGUAGUUGUUGUUUAAAAAUAGUGAACAGAAUGCAAAACUUUGCCAUUCAGAUUCUUAUGUCUCUAUGUUUUGUUUUUGUCUCUAGUAAACAUAUAUUUUCAGAAAAA
Messenger RNA from Oncorhynchus mykiss (rainbow trout), 1662 nucleotides. RefSeq names its product replication protein A 32 kDa subunit. Gene Ontology annotation, molecular function: single-stranded DNA binding. Gene Ontology annotation, cellular component: chromosome, telomeric region; DNA replication factor A complex; nucleus. NCBI's taxonomy places the organism in Eukaryota, Metazoa, Chordata, Actinopteri, Salmoniformes, Salmonidae. Gene Ontology annotation, biological process: nucleotide-excision repair; DNA replication; double-strand break repair via homologous recombination. The record is from RefSeq and is a predicted model, not a curated record.